AUCCGAAUCUACAGCAUGAGGUUCUGCCCCUACUCACACAGGGCACGCCUGGUGCUCAAGGCCAAAGGCAUCAGGCAUGAAGUUGUCAACAUUAACCUGAAGAACAAGCCUGAGUGGUACUAUACAAAACAUCCUUUUGGCCAGAUACCUGUCUUGGAGAACAGCCAAUGUCAGCUUAUCUAUGAAUCUGUCAUUGCUUGUGAGUACCUGGAUGAUGUCUACCCAGGAAGGAAGCUGUUUCCAUACGACCCGUAUGAACGAGCUCGCCAGAAGAUGUUGCUGGAACUAUUCUGUAAGGUCCCACAUUUAACCAAGGAAUGCCUGGUAUCAACGAGAUGCGGGAGAGAGUGUUCGGAUCUGAAGGUCAUCCUGCGUCAGGAGUUCUGCAACCUGGAAGAGAUUCUUGAGUAUCAGAACACCCCCUUCUUUGGUGGAGAUUGUAUAUCCAUGAUUGACUACCUUUUCUGGCCCUGGUUUGAGCGGCUGGAUGUAUAUGGACUAGCAGACUGUGUGAGCCACACCCCGAUGCUGCGGCUCUGGAUCGCCACCAUGAAGCAGGACCCCGCAGUCAGUGCUCUGCUCAUUGAUAAGAACACUUUCCUGGGCUUCUUGAAUCUUUAUUUUCAAAACAACCCUACUGCCUUUGAUUUUGGGCUGACGCCCCCAGCCAUACGGUAAUCACCUAGGCAAUGGCCUAGGAGUCUCAGCUAUUCUGAUUCUGCAUCACAGGUUGUCUUGGUGGUGGGGGGGG
Meriones unguiculatus (Mongolian gerbil) is the source of this 751-nucleotide messenger RNA. RefSeq names its product glutathione S-transferase omega 2 (gene Gsto2). NCBI's taxonomy places the organism in Eukaryota, Metazoa, Chordata, Mammalia, Rodentia, Muridae. The record is from RefSeq and is a predicted model, not a curated record. Gene Ontology annotation, molecular function: glutathione dehydrogenase (ascorbate) activity; glutathione transferase activity. Gene Ontology annotation, biological process: glutathione metabolic process; L-ascorbic acid metabolic process. The coding region runs from base 16 to 678 and encodes 220 amino acids. Gene Ontology annotation, cellular component: cytoplasm. The transcript is spliced from 5 exons.